GCCCGCGAAAUAAUGUGCACCCUUUGUUUCCGUACCAACCUGCUAAAGUGAAGAGACUGAAGUAGAUCCCCGAAGACGGAGAGAGAGCGCAAAGAGUGGCAAGGCAGCCAACAAUGGAAACUGGAACAACAGGAACAAGUGUCAAGGCUUCGUCUCUCAGAUGGAAAAUUCUUCGUCAAGCUAUUCUCCGCAAACCAAACGAUGAGCAAUCUGAAAUCGGCGUUAAGCGAAUUACGAGGAAGACGAGGCAGGGCUUCAACUUGAUACCAUGCCAUCUCGUUGACGACCCAUCUCACUCGAGCGAUGUUACCGUCUGCUACACCUUGCCCAUUGACUCUGCUCCCAAGCUUUACCUAACUCAAAGAGUGGUUGACCAUGCUGAACUCAGUGACUUUGAGAUUUGUAAUAAGUACAAUAUUGACAACACUGGGCUUGUUUGUCAGUGGCCAUCAGAAGAGGUUCUUGCAUACUUUUGCUUGUCACACGCAGACAUGUUCAGGUUGUUAUGGGUUGUU
Messenger RNA from Prunus avium (sweet cherry), 515 nucleotides. Lineage: Eukaryota; Viridiplantae; Streptophyta; Magnoliopsida; Rosales; Rosaceae. The record is from RefSeq and is a predicted model, not a curated record.